UUCUCCUUCUAAAAAUACACUUGACCUGAAAUUUGUGUACAACACAAAAAAACCAGCAAAAGGUUAGUUAUAUCUGCACAUAUUUUCAAGUUGUUGUACAAGUUGGACACUUCGUCAUUGGUUCACUACAAUACAUACGUAGGAAAUACAUAAAUACAUAUUUAUAAAUUCCCGGUUCAGUGAAAAAUAGUGGAAUAAGGUUAAUCCAAUCCUUAAAGGAAAGUGCAGUUCGGGUUUACGUCUUACAAAUUAUUUUUCUACAUAAAACGAAAAAAUAUUCUAAACAAAAGAUUUCAAAUGGAUGCACGGGAAGGCAACGAAUUGACAUGCUCCACGUGCUUCAAAACGUUCAGCACUAAAGGAAACUUGAAGUAUCACAUGGUAACACAUGACGCCGAUGCGAAGGUGAAAUGUGAGAUAUGCGGGAAAUUUUUUAAAACUCCGCUAAGCUUAUCACAACACAAAAAAUUGCUUCACACCAGCCGGGACCGACCCAGUUGCGACAUUUGCCACCGUGUAUUUUCCAGCCCUAGAAAUUUACGGAGCCACAUUGACACCGUACACGAUACGGCUAAACGACUUCGUUUUCCAUGUGAAUUUCCCGGAUGUGCGAAAACCUACUUGACUAGAAAUGCCAUGUUGAAACACAAAAGAACUGAACAUUCAGAAAAUCCUACCCGAUUUCCGUGCACCCUUUGCAGUAAGGAAUUCAAAACGAGGACCGACCUUGAGGCCCACAUUUCCACCCACACGACGGAGAAGGCCUACAAGUGCUGCACGUGUGGAAGGAGAUUCACUCAACGUACAACCAUGAGAAGUCACCAGGCUACACAUAUGAAAAAAUAUACCAGAAGGAUCUUCAAGUGUAACCUUUGUCCAAAGACUUUCUUACGCAAAGCAACCUUACAUGCGCAUUCACAAGUUGUGCAUGAAAAUCGGAGGAAUCAUCCGUGCACAUUUUGCGACAAAAGAUUCUCGACAGCAACUGUUCUGAGGCAUCACGUGGAGGCGAGACACCCCGCAAAUAAGGAGAAAAUCUAUUCCUGCAAUAAAUGCCAAUUCAUGACCCCCGCGAAAGAAUAUUUAGUCCAACAUGUGAGGCGUCACAAUCCUGCGUAUCGACGAGAAUGUUACUUCUGCAAAAAGCAGCUUGUCUCCUUUUCGAGUUUGAUCGCCCGAACUUAUCUUAUUGCUCAAAUUGCUAAUGUAAACAUUCGACAUUUAUGAGACGUUGAUCAUAGUAAGUAAUCGUCUGAAAUCUGUAAACAGCCUGUCAAAAAUGAUAUUCUUGAUCCACAUUUUCUCUCAAUCAAUUUAGAUACAAGAGAUUAUCCCCAACACUUUUUUGUAAUUUUUAAGUAAUGCUACUAGUGCAUUUUUGAAACCGUUAUUUUUGACGUCAAACCACCUGGUCUGAAUUUGAGUAGGAUAUAUUCUCAGAUUUGCGUUUACACGAACUACUGCUUAAUAAAAAAAAUUAUAGUACAAAA
Messenger RNA from Folsomia candida, 1490 nucleotides. RefSeq names its product PR domain zinc finger protein 5-like. NCBI's taxonomy places the organism in Eukaryota, Metazoa, Arthropoda, Collembola, Entomobryomorpha, Isotomidae. The transcript is spliced from 4 exons. The record is from RefSeq and is a predicted model, not a curated record. The coding region runs from base 298 to 1227 and encodes 309 amino acids.